Molecule: messenger RNA, 5199 nt
Organism: Arachis ipaensis
Lineage: Eukaryota; Viridiplantae; Streptophyta; Magnoliopsida; Fabales; Fabaceae
Product: ABC transporter C family member 4
Biological process (GO): transmembrane transport
Cellular component (GO): membrane
Molecular function (GO): ATP binding; ABC-type transporter activity; ATP hydrolysis activity
Source: RefSeq, a predicted model, not a curated record
UAUUUUAAACACAAAGAAAGUUUAAACUUUAAAAGUGUUUUAAACAAGUAACGCUUCUGACAGAGGAAAACAAGGGAAACAGACACACUCAAGUUGUGUCAAGAGCACGGUUAUCUUGUUGCUCAGGACCACCUUGUUUUUCUUGUUCUGGCUUCAAUUUUUGGAGCUUUAGCUUUUCUGGGUUGUGAUCAUGUAAUAGAAACUCUGUAGUUUUAGUAUUCAAAAGAGAAGAAAAAAGAAGAGGGAGGUUUGUGAAGUUUUGAGUUAUAUAUAACAAUUAACAAACUCAAUUUCAUUGCAAUAGAGCUGCAAAAGGAAAAAAUAUAGAAAAAAAAACAUGUCCUCUGCUUGGAUCACUUCCCUUUCAUGUUCUUCAGCAUCAUCAUCACUCUCAAGUCCACCUCAAUGGUUGAGAUUUGUGUUCCUUUCACCAUGUCCUCAGAGAGCUUUGUUUUCUGCUGUUGAUGUUCUUCUCUUGUUCACCUUCUCUGUGUUUGCCAUAAUAAAGCUUUACCAAAGGUUCUUUUCAAAUGGCAACAACAACAACAGCAGCAGCAUCACUUCCAACGGCCACAAUAACCACCAUAACAAUGAGCUCAACAAGCCCCUUAUCAGAAACAACAGAAGUUUCACCAAAAUAACAACCUUAUGGUUCAAGCUAACUCUCAUUGCAACAUCUGUUUUGGCUGCACUUUUCAUUGUUGCUUCCAUCUUGGUGUUCAGCAGUUCUAUAAUUCAGGCUCCAUGGAAGGUACUUGAUGGAGUGUUUUGGUUGGUUCAGGCAAUAACACAAAUUGUGCUUGCAAUCUUGAUCAUCCAUGAGAAGAGAUUUGAAGCUGUUAAUCAUCCUGUGUCACUUAGAAUCUAUUGGAUUGCAAGUUUCAUUGUUGUUUCUUUGUUUACAGCUUCCGGGGUUAUACGUUUCUCCACUUUAGAUGUUGACACUUUCAUGGUGGAUGACAUAGUUUCUUUUAUUUCCCUCCCUAUAUCACUUUUUCUUCUUUGUGUUGGGAUCAAAGGGUCAACUGGGAUUAAGUCCAGUGAAGACUCACAAGUUCCUAUUAAUGAUGAAAUCAAAGAAUCUGAGACCAUAUCGAAUGUCACUGGUUUCGCUUCGGCUUCUAUUGUAUCCAAGGCCUUUUGGAUUUGGAUCAACCCUUUAUUGAAUAAAGGGUAUAAGUCACCACUUAAGAUUGAUGAAAUUCCAUCACUUUCUCCUCAGCAUAGAGCUGAGAGGAUGUCAGUAAUAUUCGAAUCGAAAUGGCCUAAAUCGCAUGAGAGAUCGAAGCAUCCAGUUAGGACUGCAUUGCUCCGUUGUUUCUGGAAAGAGAUACUAUUCACUGCUUUCCUUGCUGUUGUGAGACUCUGUGUCAUGUUUGUAGGGCCAGUUCUCAUACAAAGCUUUGUUGAUUACACAUCCGGGAAAGGAAGCUCUAUAUAUGAAGGCUACUACCUUGUUUUGAUUCUCCUCUGUUCGAAAUUCGUGGAAGUUUUAACCACUCAUCAUUUCAAUUUCAACUCUCAGAAGCUUGGAAUGCUUAUAAGAUGCACCCUCAUCACUUCUCUUUACAAAAAGGGACUGAGGCUAACUUGCUCAGCAAGGCAAGACCAUGGUGUUGGUCCAAUUGUGAAUUACAUGGCUGUGGACACUCAGCAACUCUCUGAUAUGAUGCUUCAGCUGCACGCCGUGUGGAUGAUGCCAUUCCAAGUUGGCAUAGGCCUGUUCUUGCUCUACAACUGUUUAGGUGCUUCAGUGGUCACUGCCCUGCUUGGACUUCUUCUUGUUCUGAUUUUCAUUGUGAUAACCACUAGAAACAACAAGCAAUACCAGUUUAAGGCCAUGAUGAAUCGUGAUUCGCGUAUGAAGGCUGUCAAUGAGAUGCUUAAUUACAUGCGUGUGAUCAAGUUCCAGGCCUGGGAAGAGCAUUUCAAUGAUAGGAUCUUGAAAUUCCGUGGCUCGGAGUUCGGGUGGCUUUCAAAGUUCUUGUACUCAAUUUGUGGCAACAUCAUUGUGUUGUGGAGCACUCCUUUAGUUAUAUCAACACUCACAUUUGGCACAGCUAUUCUUCUUGGAGUUCCACUCGAUGCAGGCACGGUUUUCACCACUACAACUGUGUUUAAGAUCCUGCAGGAGCCUCUAAGGACCUUUCCACAAUCCAUGAUUUCGCUUUCACAGGCAAUGGUGUCACUUGGAAGGUUGGAUAGGUACAUGUCUAGUAGGGAAUUGGCAGAAGAUUCGGUCGAAAGAGACGAAGGGUGCAGCGGAAACAUUGCUGUGGUGGUUAGAGAUGGAACAUUUAGCUGGGAUGAUGAUGCCAAAGAGCAAGACUUGAAGAACAUCAAUUUGGAGAUCAACAAGGGAGAACUCACAGCUAUUGUUGGGACUGUAGGGUCUGGAAAAUCUUCUCUCCUUGCAUCAAUUCUUGGUGAGAUGCACAGAGUUUCUGGAAAGGUUAAAGUUUGUGGGAGUGUUGCAUAUGUUGCACAAACAGCUUGGAUUCAAAAUGGUACCAUUGAAGAAAACAUUCUCUUUGGUUUACCAAUGGACAGACAGAAGUACAAUGAAGUCAUCAAGGUUUGUUGCUUGGAGAAAGACUUGGAAAUGAUGGACCAUGGGGAUCAAACAGAAAUCGGAGAGCGUGGCAUCAACCUGAGUGGUGGCCAGAAGCAGCGCAUACAACUCGCCAGGGCCGUGUAUCAAGACUCUGAUAUUUAUCUUCUUGAUGAUGUCUUCAGUGCUGUUGAUGCACAUACUGGCUCUGAAAUAUUUAAGGAAUGUGUGAGAGGAGUUCUAAAAGGCAAGACCAUAAUUCUUGUAACUCAUCAAGUGGACUUCUUACACAAUGUAGAUCUUAUAAUGGUGAUGAGGGAUGGUACCAUAGUCCAAUCAGGAAAGUACAAUGAUCUACUUGAUUCUGGACUAGAUUUUGGCGCUUUGGUAGCUGCACAUGAGACCUCCAUGGAGCUAGUCGAACAAGGCGCUGCCAAUCCUGGCGAAAGUUCGAACAAACCAUUGAAAUCUCCAAAGGGUGUUUCCAAUCACAGAGAGGCCAAUGGUGAAAGCAAUUCUCAUGAUGCACCAAAUUCUAAGAAGGAAGGUUCUAAACUCAUCAAAGAAGAGGAGAGGGAAACUGGGAAAGUUAGCUUACAUAUCUAUAAACUCUACUGCACUGAGGCUUUUGGUUGGUGGGGAAUUAUUGGAGUAAUUUUUCUCUCUGUGGUGUGGCAAGCAUCCAUGAUGGCAAGUGAUUAUUGGCUGGCAUAUGAAACCUCGGCCGAGCGUGCUGAAUUCUUUGAUGCCUCUAAUUUCAUCUCUGUUUAUGGAAUUAUUGUAGCAGUUUCGAUUGUUCUGAUAGUGCUAAGGUCCUACUCUGUCACAAUCUUGGGACUAAGGACAGCACAGAUUUUCUUCUCACAAAUUCUUCAUAGCAUCUUGCAUGCUCCCAUGUCUUUCUUCGACACUACUCCAUCCGGAAGAAUUCUUAGUAGAGCAUCCACUGAUCAGACCAAUGUUGAUAUCUUUAUCCCCUUGUUCCUCCAAUUUGUUGUGGCAAUGUACAUUACAGUGAUCAGCAUCUUCAUCAUCACAUGUCAAAAUUCUUGGCCAACAGUCUUCUUGCUACUUCCUCUUCUUUGGCUGAACAUCUGGUAUCGGGGUUAUUUCCUAUCUACAUCUCGCGAAUUAACUCGCCUUGAUUCGAUUACAAAGGCACCAGUGAUUCAUCAUUUCUCUGAAAGCAUAUCUGGGGUCAUGACGAUUCGAGCAUUCGAAAAACAGAAAGAGUUUUGUGACGAAAAUGUUAACAGGGUGAAUGCUAAUCUGAGAAUGGAUUUCCAUAACUUUAGCUCCAAUGCAUGGUUAGGCUUCCGGUUAGAGUUGCUUGGAAGCUUAGUUUUUUGCAUAUCUGCUAUGUUCAUGAUCAUGUUACCAAGCAGUGUCAUAAAGCCAGAAAAUGUUGGUUUGUCUCUUUCAUAUGGAUUGUCCUUGAACUCGGUGUUGUUUUGGGCAAUAUACAUGAGCUGUUUCAUAGAGAACAAAAUGGUAUCUGUUGAGAGGAUAAAGCAGUUCACAAACAUUCCUUCAGAAGCAACAUGGAACAUUAAGGAUCGGUUGCCUCCUUCGAAUUGGCCUGGUCAAGGAAAUGUUGAUAUCAAAGACUUGCAGGUGAGAUAUAGACCAAACACUCCUUUGGUUCUUAAAGGCAUAACUUUAAGCAUUAGUGGAGGAGAAAAGAUUGGUGUGGUUGGUAGAACUGGGAGUGGAAAAUCAACUUUGAUUCAAGUGUUCUUUAGGCUGGUGGAACCUACAGGAGGGAAAAUAAUCAUUGAUGGCAUUGACAUAUCAGCAUUAGGGCUUCAUGAUCUUAGAUCAAGGUUUGGUAUCAUCCCUCAGGAGCCUGUUCUUUUUGAAGGCACAGUCAGAAGUAACAUUGAUCCAACUGGACAAUACACAGAUGAAGAGAUUUGGAAGAGUUUAGACCGUUGUCAACUAAAAGAAGCAGUGGCUUCUAAGCCUGAGAAGCUUGAAUCUUUAGUGGUUGAUAAUGGAGAUAACUGGAGUGUUGGACAGAGGCAGUUGCUUUGUUUAGGGAGGGUGAUGCUUAAGCAAAGCAGGCUUCUGUUCAUGGAUGAAGCAACAGCAUCUGUUGAUUCUCAAACAGAUGCUGUUAUCCAGAAGAUCAUCAGAGAGGACUUCGCGGCACGCACCAUAAUCAGCAUUGCUCAUAGAAUACCAACUGUCAUGGACUGUGAUAGAGUCCUAGUUGUAGAUGCAGGGCUUGCUAAAGAAUUUGACACACCCUCCAAUUUGAUUCAGAGGCCAUCACUCUUUGGAGCAUUAGUUCAAGAAUAUGCCAACCGUUCUAGUGGACUAUAACAAACCCUUUAAAUGCAUCUCAUCAAUAUAGAUAUAGAGAGAGGGAAAUGGAAGGGCAAGAAUGAGAUCAAUUAAGAUUUUUCUGCUUCAUUCAUCCUUGUGAUGCAUUAUUUUAGAGAAUUGAAGCAGGAAGAAUGCUUGUAAAUUGGUAUCCUAAUUCAAUUGCAUUUGGCCUAAGUAGUGCCAGUAUAGUAUGCCAAAUGCAGCUAUGAUAGGUCCUAAUUUUUGAUGCUACAAUAAUAAUGUUGUAAUGAAUAAUGAAUUGAUCCUUUGUAUUUUGUUUAAUUAUGUAACAUUAGAAAGCUUUGAAUACAUCUUUCUAG